Aspergillus steynii IBT 23096 is the source of this 2190-nucleotide messenger RNA. RefSeq lists its product as uncharacterized. The transcript has 2 exons. The record is from RefSeq and is a predicted model, not a curated record. NCBI's taxonomy places the organism in Eukaryota, Fungi, Ascomycota, Eurotiomycetes, Eurotiales, Aspergillaceae. The coding region runs from base 1 to 2190 and encodes 729 amino acids.
AUGGCUCACUUGCGUGGUGGUGACCGACCAUUUGCCUCCAUACACAACCUUCUGAAGAUGCUACUCUCGCCCCACCAGUCCAACAAGCCUGUCCAGCAGGACGCCGACAUGGCUGAGGACGUCGACGAACCCCCCGAUCAUCGGUUCCUGAACACCUCUUCGAGUCACGUUGACGAGGAUGUCGUCCGCGUCAAGACCACCGUGACCGAGCGGCAGGAAUCCCUGCUCACUCGUGCCCUCAAAACCAGCCCCGUCCUGAGCCCCUCCGAACAAGAACCGUCGUCCCACGAACACACCUUCUACCGCUCCUACCACUACACCAACAUCAGCCUCACCAGCCCGUCUUUGUCCAACACCUCGAGUCCCCCACUUCCCUCCCGACUGAACGACAAGCCCGCCCCCGUCACCGACAACAAGGAGAAGAAGACCGGACAACAAGCAGGCGAAUCGGCGGUGGAGGCGAACCUGGGCCGCAAGAGAUGCAUUAGCUUCGCUUGCGGACGCAAAGCCGAGGAGCAGAAGGUACAACCUCCCACCCCGCAGCGACCCGCCGCGAAGAACCCGGAAACCAACCCUACCCCUACUUCGACCGAGCCUGUCAAGCGCAAGACGGUGCUCACCUUCGUCUGCCCGGCCCGGGAUCCGGAGACUCGCCGUGAACGUUCUCCUGCUCGUGCGGCUGCUCUGAAGCCCCGCCCCCGUGGAUCUCCCGCCCCCGUCGCCCGCAAAGCUUCCCCUGAGAACAAGACGCCAUUGAAGAUCGUCAUCCCCGAGCACCAGGAGCAGCAGCCCUCGUCCGACCGCAGAGGCGUCCCGACCAGCGGACUGGGCAAGUUCGAGGAGUCCGAGGCAACUCGCUUCCACGAAUUUGCCAGCUCAGUCGAGGAGGAUGACGAAUGGGUCACCAAGUCCGCCGACUACAAAGAGAAGAUCACCCUGAACGACUGCAUGAAGAAGGAGAACGCCAUCCGGAAGCUCGGAGAGGAAGCCGAGGAGGAGGCCCUAGACGACGAGGAAGAGGAUGAUGAUGACGACGAUGAGGAUGAGGAUGACGAUGAUGAAGACGAUGAUGGCGAUUCUACCAUUCACGAUAUCUCGUCAGAUGAUGGAAAUGAAUCCGACAACGAGGCUGGUUUCGCCGACUCAGAUGAGAGCGAUGGCUCGGAAUACGAAUUCUGGGCUCCCGCUACGACAACCGCCGCCACUAGCCCUCAGACGCUCGACCUCCCUCGUCCCACCUUCCCUCGUCGGGACUCAAACACGUCCUUUGACUCGUUGAACGACGAUAACAAGCACCGGAGGUGGCCUCCGGCUCUCUCCGAGAAGGGUGGCAGCCGUCCAACCAAGAUCCCGAAGAUGCGUCCCAGCACUCCUCACCUCCCCGACAGCACCGACUUCGUCUGCGGAACAUUCGACGAAGAUCGUCCGCUGGAGGCUGCCUACAAGUCCUGCAUGGAGCAGCGUCGUCUCUCCAAGCAGAUCCUCAUCCCUCAAGAUAUCGACCCCAGCUUCCCGACCUCAGACCCGGAAGAGGAAGAUGAGGAGGACGAGGAGGAUGACGUCCCGGAGUCGCUCGUCGUCGACGAGGCGCCUCGAGGAAGAGCCGGCCUGGAGCAAGCUCGCAAGCCUUCGCCUCGCGGUUCCCCCAAGCGGAUGAUUUCGCCCCCGCCGCCUCGCCGCAACGGUCGUGUCUCCCCCCGUCGCCUGCGGUCUCCGCCUCCCCCGAUGAAGCUGAAGUCCCCCACCAAGGGCGAUCGGUCGCCCGCGGAGGAAGCGCCCAGUCUUCGCCCUCAGGGUCUGAACAUCAGCGAGUUGGUGCAGCGGCCACACAUGACCCGUACCAAGUCACUGCCUCGGACUCCCAACCCCUUCUUCAUGAGUCUCGACAAAUCCCACAAGUGGCCCGGCGUUGCUUCCCUGGGAGACUCGUCGGACUGUGAUUCACGUACGCGUGAAAUCCAUACUCGUGGCCCCAUCGACAUCGUCGAGGGUCUCGAGAAGAAGCGCCAGAAGCGCAAAGAAAAGUUCUGGCGCCAACACUGCCGCAAAGCUGCCAAAGAGCAGAUGGAGCGGCGACGACCAGUCCCCGGAAAGGGAGCCGAACGGAUGAAGGACCUUGGCCUCGCAGUUGCUGAGAGAUGCCGAGCUUAUGGCGUUGGAGAAAACGCCCAGCUCGUCCUAUCUGUUUAG